AUGACCAUUAAGAACGGCCGCCUUUAUGGAAAAGUUGCUCUCGUAACUGGAGGAUGUUCAGGAUUUGGUGCCGCGAUAGCAAAGCUCUUCGCGAACGAAGGGGCCAAAGUCCUCAUUGGAGACAUCAACCUUGCCGGUGCUGAUGCAGUCAUUUCUGCAACCCCUGCUGGCUCUGUCAUCGCUCAAGAGCUGAACGUCACUCAGCGUGCCGACUGGGAUGCUGCUAUCGAGCGGAUCUUGAAAGAGUUUGGCCAGCUUGAUAUUUUGAUCAACAAUGCCGGAACAAGCUAUAAGAAUAAGCCGACAUUAGACGUCACAGAGGCGGAGUACGCUCGUUGUUUUGAUGUCAACUGUUUGGGAAUCUUCCACUCUGUCUCAUCCGUGUUUCCCAUCUUCGUGAAACAAAAGGCAGGAAUCUGCGUCAACAUUUCUAGCUGUGGCGCUAGCAGACCUCGCCAGGGUCUAGUGUGGUAUAAUGCCAGCAAAGGGGCUGUGUCUAAUGCUACGAAAGGGCUGGCACUAGAGUUCGGCCCUCACCAAAUCCGGGUGAACUCGGUCUGCCCUCUAUUGUGUGGGACAGGACUCUUCGAGUCCUUCGCUGGCGUCCCUGACACACCCAAGAACCGUGAGAAGUUCCUCGGAAAUGUACCACUGGGCCGCCUAACUGAAGUUGAAGAUGUGGCCAAUUCAGUGCUUUUCUUGUCAAGUGAGGAGGUACCUUAG
Messenger RNA from Penicillium arizonense, 723 nucleotides. RefSeq lists its product as uncharacterized. The record is from RefSeq and is a predicted model, not a curated record. The coding region runs from base 1 to 723 and encodes 240 amino acids. The transcript is spliced from 5 exons. Lineage: Eukaryota; Fungi; Ascomycota; Eurotiomycetes; Eurotiales; Aspergillaceae.